Messenger RNA from Manduca sexta (tobacco hornworm), 535 nucleotides. RefSeq lists its product as uncharacterized. Bases 156 to 386 code for a protein of 76 amino acids. NCBI's taxonomy places the organism in Eukaryota, Metazoa, Arthropoda, Insecta, Lepidoptera, Sphingidae. The record is from RefSeq and is a predicted model, not a curated record. The transcript has 3 exons.
GGUAUUUCAAUAUAUAAAAUGUAGUUUCGCAUCAAGAAUUUUCGUCAAUACAAAAGUGACACCACUAGUAACGCAGUUGUCAUUUUUAAAAAUAACGAUAAAGGCAUUUUACCGAUCAAUAUAUUUUGGAUAUAACAAUAAUAAGAAAGUUCAAAAUGAGUUCCGAUAUGUAUAACCCGAAGGCGGUCGAUCAGUUGACCAAGCAGCGAGGGAUUUGUAUGAGCAAGGACUGCGAUGUACGGAAAGUGUACAUUCUACUGCGGGACUGUCAACACAGAGUGAAGUCGAAGCCCUACACAGCCGAGACGUGCCACCAGGAAACAGUGGACCUCUUAGAGGCGUUAGACCGGUGCGUCGCGGACAAAGCGUUCGUCAAGUUCGCAUGAGUUGUCAUUGUUAUCUAUAUAUAUAAAAAUCAAUUGCUGUUCGUUAGUCUCGCUAAAACUCGAGAACGGCUGAACGGAUUUAUCUUAUCUUGGUCUUGAAUUAUUCGUGGAGGUCUAGGGAAGCUUUAAAAGGUGAGAAAAAUUCGAAU